AUGCCACGGGCGCCCGGAGAGCAACAAAGCCCGUACUACCCACCGGCGCACCAACAACAACGCCAACAGUUUCGCGCUCAGCAGGCUGGUUUCCACCCCACGCUCAUCACAACAGCCUACCCUCCAUCCACGCAGUACAACUCGCCCAUCUCACCGCUUGCGACCCAAGGGAGCAUCUCGCCGACCUCUUCCAAAAACUACAUCACUCGCCAAAUUCGGCCCUUGUACGUCCCGGCUGUGCUUCGCCCGACCCAGUUUCCGUCUAGAGAGCCUCCGCUUCGGCCAUCCUCAGAAGAUGGCGAUGUUACACCUGAAGAAGGCCUGCGUCCCAGCAGCAGCUUCAUGAGCCUUGGCGGUCUCAGCGCAUUUAGUCGUUUAAGCAGACGGUCUACCGGCGACAGCUCUAAAUCGACCGAUAGCACUUGGAAUCUUGACCAGUUCCCCGCACCGACGGGCUUACCCACUCGUCAGCACUGGAAGCCUGACCAGGAGUCGACGAUCUGCGACGACACAGCCUGCAAGCGGCAUUUCAGCUACUUUAUCCGCCGUCAUCACUGCCGUAAAUGCGGCAAUAUUUUCUGCGAUGACCAUAGCGCUUUCGAGAUCCCUCUUGACCAAGACGCCAACUUUAACCCUCGUGGCGUGCCCAGCCGUGCGUGCGGCCACUGCUACAUGCAGUUCAAGGAAUGGCGCAUCCUUGCGACCGGCAAGUUGUCCACUAGCAGCUCGCCCGAUAGUGCCCACGGUCGCCAGCUUCAGAACCAGUUCGAUAUUCCCUCCACCCCAGUAGCUACCUCGCCGACCGCCGCGAACAUCGGACAACUACCGGUACACGCCCAGGAUGCCGCGCACAGUGUGCCGAGGGAUUGGAACUGGAGUACAUUUUAA
Molecule: messenger RNA, 888 nt
Organism: Dichotomopilus funicola
Lineage: Eukaryota; Fungi; Ascomycota; Sordariomycetes; Sordariales; Chaetomiaceae
Exons: 2
Coding region: 1-888 (295 amino acids)
Molecular function (GO): metal ion binding
Source: RefSeq, a predicted model, not a curated record